AUGGUAGUUGCGCACAAUAGUCCCUUCGUCGUUCCUCGCAAUGCGGCCAGCAAUCAGGUCUACCCAGUGCUUAAUCAGCUCGAGGACGGCAUUCGUGGCUUGCAAUUCGAAACUCAUUACCCCAAUGCCACUGCUGGCUUGCACCUCUGCCAUACAUCUUGCAACCUGCUCGACGUGGGAACCCUCGAAUCGUACCUCACCACAGUUCGAGGUUGGCUCGAAACCCAUCCAUACGAAGUCAUAGCGAUCAUGAUGGGCAACGACAACCGUGUGCCUCCGACCACCUACAUAGAACCGUUCCAGAACGCCGGGAUGCUUUCGUAUCUAUAUACUCCACCCAAGCCCAAUGCAACUCUGGACGACUGGCCCACUCUCGCGCAAAUGAUCCUCCUCAACAAGCGGGUGGUAGUCAUGCUUGACUACCUUGCAAACCAAACGGAAGUGCCUUGGCUCCUCGAUGAGUUCAGCUACCAAUGGCAAACGCCCUUCUCUCCGACCGACCCUGCCUUCCCUUGCACCGAGCAGCGCCCGACGAAUCAGCCUGACGAUGUUUCGAGGAACAAAAUGUACAUGGUCAAUCAUAAUCUGAACAUCGACGUGCAGCUUCUUGGGCAAAGCAUCCUCAUCCCGGCUUAUACCCUCCUAGGUGAGGUCAACGCCGUGUCUGGGAAUAGUAGCCUGGGUCGAAAUGUGGAAAACUGUACCGCUAUGUGGGGUCGCCCUCCCAACUGGCUGCUCGUCGAUUACUACAAUUUCGGGAACUUCAACGGUUCCGUAUUCCAGGUCGCUGCGGAUGCGAACGGCGUGUCUUAUGACAGGCAAGAUUGCUGUGGCUCCCCCGUUACCAGCGCGGCCCCUACCGAUACCCAAGUUCAUAAGCUAGCCAUUUAUGUCUUUGCGGCGAUUCUUUCGGGGUGCACGUUGAUGCUGUAA
Messenger RNA from Didymosphaeria variabile, 933 nucleotides. RefSeq lists its product as uncharacterized. The record is from RefSeq and is a predicted model, not a curated record. Gene Ontology annotation, molecular function: phosphoric diester hydrolase activity. NCBI's taxonomy places the organism in Eukaryota, Fungi, Ascomycota, Dothideomycetes, Pleosporales, Didymosphaeriaceae. The transcript has 2 exons. Gene Ontology annotation, biological process: lipid metabolic process. The coding region runs from base 1 to 933 and encodes 310 amino acids.